GAGGGAAGACUGAAGCUCAGGUGCGGCUCUUAGCGCGCGGUUUUAUUCAGGAUCACUGUGCCUGUCCCUCAACGUAGUUUCAUCUGUCUGGGUAAAUGACUUUUGUGCCAGUGAUACCAGAGUCCUACAGCCAUGUUCUUGCAGAAUUUGAGUCUCUGGAUCCAUUACUUUCAGCCCUGAGGCUGGACUCUACUCGUCUAAAGUGCACGAGCAUAGCCGUGUCUCGAAAAUGGUUGGCUUUGGGCAGUUCAGGAGGAGGACUCAACCUCAUUCAGAAAGAAGGCUGGAAGCACAGGCUUUUUCUUUCUCACAGGGAAGGUGCAGUUUCUCAGAUCGCCUGCUGUUUACAUGACGACGACUAUGUUGCCGUGGCUACCAGUCAAGGUCUUGUAGUUGUUUGGGAAUUAAAUCAAGAGCGUCGUGGGAAACCAGAACGAAUUUAUGUGUCUUCAGAACACAAAGGCCGAAAAGUUACAGCUCUCUGUUGGGAUACAGCUAUUCUUAGAGUAUUUGUAGGUGAUCAUUUGGGAAAAGUUUCUGCCAUCAAACUCAACACUUCUAAGCAAGCAAAGGCAGCCGCUGCCUUUGUGAUGUUUCCUGUUCAGACAAUCACGACAGUUGAUUCCUGUGUCGUCCAGUUAGAUUAUUUGGAUGGAAGACUCCUUGUAUCUUCGCUUACUCGAUCCUUCUUGUGUGACACUGAGAGAGAAAAAUUUUGGAAAAUUGGAAACAAGGAAAGAGAUGGAGAAUAUGGAGCUUGUUUCUUCCCGGGAAGGUGUUCUGCAGGCCAGCAGCCCCUAAUAUACUGUGCUCGCCCCGGCUCCAGGAUGUGGGAGGUGAACUUUGAUGGAGAAGUUUUAAGCACACAUCAGUUUAAGAAACUCCUCUCCGCACCACCUCUUCCUGUGAUUAAUCUAAGAUCAGAACCUCAGUAUGAUCAUACGAUUGGAUCCUCCCAGUCUUUGUCUUUCCCCAAACUCUUACAUGUUAGUGAGCUUUGUGUGCUGACUUGGACAGAAAGAGGAAUUUAUAUUUUCAUUCCUCAGAAUGUUCAAGUUCUUCUUUGGAGUGAAGUCAAAGAUAUUCAGGAUGUGGCUGUUUGCAAGAAUGAGCUGUUCUGUCUACACCUGAAUGGGAAGGUCUCACAUCUCUCCCUGUUGUCUGUGGAGCGCUGUGUGGAACGUCUGAUAAGGAGAGGCCUGUGGAACCUGGCUGCUCGAACUUGCUGUCUUUUCCAAAAUUCUGUCAUUGCCAGCAGAGGAAGAAAAACUUUAACUGUAGAUAAAUUGGAACACUUGAAAUCUCAGCUGGACUUAACAACCUGUGGUGAUCUAGCUUCCCAACUGGAAGAGUUGAUCUUAAAAUUGGAACCUUUGGAUUCAGCCUGUAGCAGUAGAAGAAGCUCCAUUUCAUCACAUGAAAGUUUCAGCAUCUUGGACUCUGGUAUUUAUCGUAUCAUUAAUAGUAGAAGAGGCAGUCAGUCAGAUGAAGACUCUUGUUCCCUUCACAGCCAAACACUCUCAGAAGAUGAGAGACUUAAAGAGUUCGCCUCACAUCAAGAAGAGGACCAACCAGAUCAUUGCUGUGGCUCCCAGGGAAGUGAAGAUAACGUUUCUCACGCAUCAGUGACGUUUGAGACGGAUAAAAGUGAAACUUUUCUCCCCUUCGGCAUUCCAUUAUCAUUUCGUUCUCCAUCUCCUCUUGUGUCUCUUCAGGCUGUCAAGGAGAGUGUUUCCAGCUUUGUGCGUAAAACUACUGAGAAGAUUGGCACCCUUCAUACAAGCCCUGAUCUGAAAGUGAGACAAGAACCUAGGGGUGAUGAGCAGUCCUGUGAAGAGGAUGUGAGUCCAGUCACUCGCCCAAAGGAGGAAGACACUGGAGAAAAAGAAGAAAUAACUAGUUGCCCUCCAGAAGAGGACAAGUUCCAAGAGCUCACAGUGGCAACAGCAGAAGCAAUGACCAAGCUACAGGACCCACUGGUUUUAUUUGAACCGAAAUCCCUGAGAAUGGUUUUACGGGAGUGGCUUUCACAGUUAGAAAAGAGUUUUGCCAUGAAGGACUUUUCAGGCAUUUCAGAUACUGGCAGCUCAUCCACGGAAUCAAACCAGGAUAUGCUAUUGCUUGAUGAGUCAAAAAAGGGAAUAUUAGAUGAAGAAUAUGAAAAAGAAGAAAGGGACUCUUUAGGCAAUGAAGAAACUAUUGAUCAAAUAGCAUGUGAAUCUGUAAAUAGUCUGAGGGAGCCCUUGGAUGAUGACGUUUUCCAAAUAUGUUCUCCUUGGAGUAUAGCAGACAGUCUUCAGAAGGAUCUGGCUGAAUUGACAACAUUGUGUUUGGAACUGAGUGUAUUCAGUUCUGAGAUCAAAAGUACCAGUGGGCAUGGCGACCACACUCUGCAGCAGUGCUCUCUUGAAAUGCUGACUUGUCAGUUCCUAAAGAAGUACUUUUUUCUUCUGGAUUUGAAAAGAGCAAAGGAGAGCAUCAAGCUGAGUUACCCUGAAAGUCCUUGUGUUUGGGAUACUUUUAUUGAAGGAUUGAAAGAAAUGGUGAGCUCCAGUCCUACACAUAUAAAGAUGGAAGAAGGAGACCUUCCAACACGAUUAAAGUUAUUGGAGGACUCGGUUCCUUUUGACAGUCCUUUGUUGAUUGCGUAUGCUGCCCGAUUGUAUGAGAAAUUUGGAGAAUCAGCCCUUCGAUCCUUAAUCAGGUUUUACCCAUCCAUUUUGCCUUCAGAUGUCAUGCAACUUUGUCAUCAUAAUCCUGUUCAGUUUUUGGCCUAUUUAGACAGUCUGGUGAAAUCAAGGCCUGAAGAUCAACGGCCAUCCUUCCUUGAGUCCCUUCUACAACCAGAGUCUUUAAGGUUGGAUUGGCUGCUGUUGGCUGUGUCCCAUGAUGCUCCCCUAAGCACCAGCACUAUGGAUGAUGACGGAAACCCCAGGCCUCAUUCCCACUUGUUUUCCUGGGGUUACAGUCAGCUCAUCCUUCAUCUGAUUAAACUUCCUGCAGAUUUUACAACGAAAGAGAAAAUGACUGACAUCUGUAGGUCUCAUGGUUUCUGGCCUGGAUAUCUUAUUCUCUGUUUGGAGCUGGAGAGAAGAAGAGAGGCCUUCACCAACAUUGUGUAUCUGAAUGAUAUGAGCCUGAUGGAAGGGGACAAUGGUUGGAUCCCAGAAACUGUGGAAGAGUGGAAGCUUCUCCUACAUCUGGUGCAGAACGCAAGCACAAAGCCAGCCCCCCAGCAGUCACCAGAUGGGAACUUCAGCGAUGGGCCUUCCCCUAUCACUGUGGAGAAUGUGGCCCUCCUGCUGGCUAAGGCCAUGGGCCCAGACCGGGCCUGGUCACUGCUCCAGGAAUGUGGUUUGACCCUGGAGCUGUCAGAGAGGUUUACUAGAACCUGCGAUAUCCUGAGAAUUGCCGAGAAGAGGCAGAGAGCCUUGAUACAAAGCAUGCUCGAGAAAUGUGAUCGGUUUCUCUGGUCUCAGCAGGCCUAGUGAAAAAGACGCAGCAGGGCGUCACGACAUGUUGAGAAAGACUGAGCUGUGCUCCCGAGCCUCCUGAACACACUUGUUCUUGAAGGAAAGGCCCCACCGGGGAUCCCAGCACCUUUUGGGGAGCACCUUCAUCCCUGUCUGUUACCUCUGCAUUUGUGGCUUGAUUUGUGACCUCAGUGUUUUUCAACCAAAGUUGGAUUUUGAAAGGAAUCAGUCCUUGUUUGCUAAAACAAAAUGCUCUGGAAGGAAGCAGAAUGUGAAUAUCCCCAGCUGUGCAGCCCUUAUGCUGGACAAUAGAAUUAUUGGUUCCUU
Molecule: messenger RNA, 3800 nt
Organism: Budorcas taxicolor (takin)
Lineage: Eukaryota; Metazoa; Chordata; Mammalia; Artiodactyla; Bovidae
Gene: HPS5
Product: HPS5 biogenesis of lysosomal organelles complex 2 subunit 2
Exons: 23
Coding region: 96-3488 (1130 amino acids)
Biological process (GO): developmental pigmentation
Cellular component (GO): cytoplasm
Molecular function (GO): protein binding
Source: RefSeq, a predicted model, not a curated record